AUGCUGAUUCAACGACUUUCAGGAACGCUGGAUCCACUUUUCGCCUUGAGGAACAUCGAGAUCAUAGACCUCUCGUCGAAUGUCCUGUCCGGAAGCAUUGCCGAAGCGAUUGGAUCACUCUCAACGUUGAAGCAACUGUUCUUGAGCGAAAAUCGAUUAACAGGUUCCAUACCUGGUUCGCUUUCUUCGCUCGGAGAGCUAAGCGUGCUGUGCCUCGACGGCAACGCGCUGUCGGGGGCCUUAUCGCCUGGAAUUGGCUCCAUGUCAACGCUUACGGUGCUGGCUCUGCAGGACAACAAGCUCAACGGUCCUAUUCCUGAUCUUCGCGGUCUUACCGCAUUGCGUAGCUUGGACCUGUCGCGCAACCGUUUCGAGGGAACGGCACCUUCGCUCUCUACUCUAUCGGGGCUAAGAGUGUUCGCUUGCCAGGGUCCGGGGUACGGGAAGGGGCGGCUGUCGGGGGGACUCAGUUCCAUACUCAACACCAAAACCUCAGGUAGUGUACUGCAGCUGGUUCGGUUGGACCUUUCCAGUCACGUUUUGAGCGGAGACCUUCCGCUGGGCCUCCGAGCACUUCACCUACUGGAGAUCCUGAUUAUCUGUGAGAACAACCUGAAAGGGCUACUGCCGAAGUGGUUGGGCGAGCUCGGUUUCUUGCGCUACGUCGACCUUUCGGUCAACUUGCUCCAAGGGCCAGUACCAGUAAGCCUGGCUGAACUGCCUCAUCUCGAGACCCUUUUGCUUCAGGACAACGCCCUGGACGGUGAACUUCCGCACGGAUUUGCUGCCGCACUUCAGUCCAGAGGGAUACGGAGGUUCAAAUUCGACGGCCACAGGAAGAGGACGGGAAGCGCCCGGCGGGCUACGGUCGUGGAAACGUACAGGUCACCCCCAACGGGAAGUAGUAAAAAGGGGGAGAAGGAAUACUCCGGCUUCCUCGUGCGGCCACUUGAGGACAGCGAGGAGAACAAUGAGCACAGUGUGGAAAGCAAUGCGCUCACCAACGAACGAACAAGCGGAACAAGCUUGGCAACUGGUACGGAUGAGGAGCGAGAAUCCCCCCAAACGAGCCGUCGUGACACCGACCUCUUCUAG
Ectocarpus siliculosus is the source of this 1095-nucleotide messenger RNA. Lineage: Eukaryota; Phaeophyceae; Ectocarpales; Ectocarpaceae. The record is from the annotation of a GenBank genome assembly.